Molecule: messenger RNA, 1648 nt
Organism: Arachis ipaensis
Lineage: Eukaryota; Viridiplantae; Streptophyta; Magnoliopsida; Fabales; Fabaceae
Product: myb-related protein 306
Biological process (GO): response to auxin
Source: RefSeq, a predicted model, not a curated record
CUCCUUAGCCUUGGACACUUGCCUUAGCUUACACCAAGAAAAAGAGGUUAUAUAUUAUAUAUCAUAGAGAAGUAGCACAUAGAUAGAUAGAUAGAUCAUCACAAAGAAGCAAGUGAUAGGGAGAGGAAAACGACCGAGAUAUAUACACACAUAAAUACAUACAUAAUUAUAAUUAUUGAGGAGGGAGUGCACAUAAGCUAAGAAUUGAAGAAGAAAGAAGGGAAAAGAAAACAAGGAGACAUGGGAAGACCACCAUGUUGUGAUAAAGAAGGUGUGAAGAAAGGUCCUUGGACUCCUGAAGAAGAUAUCAUUUUGGUCUCUUAUAUCCAAGAACAUGGUCCUGGCAAUUGGAGGGCUGUUCCUACCAACACAGGGUUAUCAAGAUGUAGCAAGAGUUGUAGACUUAGAUGGACUAAUUACUUGAGGCCUGGAAUCAAAAGGGGUAACUUCACUGAACAAGAAGAAAAGAUGAUUAUCCAUCUUCAAGAUCUCUUAGGAAACAGAUGGGCUGCAAUUGCUUCAUACCUACCACAAAGGACGGAUAAUGAUAUAAAGAAUUAUUGGAACACGCAUCUGAAGAAGAAGCUCAAGAAGUUGCAAGCUCCUAGUUCUGGAGUUUGCAACUUCGGCGGAACCGGAACUGGAACCGGAAUUGAAACCGGAACGAAUUAUUCCGGUUCGAUUCCGGUUCGAGGCCAAUGGGAGCGAAGGCUCCAAACCGAUAUCCACAUGGCGAAAAGAGCCCUCAGUGAAGCCCUUUCACCGGAGAACAAUAAUAAUAAUAGUAAUAAUAAUAAUUUUUGUUCUUCAUCUUCAACAAAAGCGAUUACACAAUCAUCAUCUUUGUGCUAUGCUUCAAGUGCUGAGAACAUAGCACGUUUGUUGAAGGGUUGGAUGAAGAAUCCAGGAACAAAUAACAAGUGUUCAAGAACAAACUCUUCAUCUUUGACUACUCAAAACAACAAUUUCUUUGUUGUUAAUGGUGGUGACACAGCUUCAAAGGGAUCAGGAGGAAGUAGUAGCAAUGAUAACAGUGUUGAGUUGUCUGAAACCUUUGAAUCCUUGUUUGGUUUGGAGUCUUUGGAUUACUCAUCAAACGCUACUACUACAACAACUACAACUACCACAACUACUUCAGAUCAUGAUCAUGAUCAUGAUCAGUUUUCUCAUCAAUCUUUGUCUCCUAAUGAUGAGAACAAUGUUUUUCAAGAAAAUGAAAGCAAGCCUGAGAUUAUUGAAGAUGUGAUGCCAUUCUCUUUGCUUGAGAAGUGGCUUCUUGAAGAGGUUGCUUGCCAAGAUCAGAAAGUUAUUACUGCCGAUGCCAAGUUCUUCUAGAACAAUCAAGAAGAUAUAGAAGAAUGUAUGGUUCAACUUUUUGUGACAUAUAAUUAUUAAUUAAUUAUAUAUAUCAUCAUCAGUUCUAGUGAAAUUAAAGCUAGGAGAAGAUGUAAUUUCAUCAAAUCAGCAAAAGUUUGAUGCUAGCUACAACAAGUGUAUAUCUAUCUCACUAGUAACAUUAUAGUAUUUAUCAUAUACUAUAUGUUAUAUAUAUUAUUAAUUAAUGUUAGGUGCAUCAUAUCACUGCAAAAGUUUGCUGCUUCUAUAUAUGUGUAAAGUUGAUGUGAUGAGAUCUUAGUUUCUUUUUUAU